Cyprinodon tularosa is the source of this 996-nucleotide messenger RNA. Its product is annotated as trace amine-associated receptor 13c-like. Gene Ontology annotation, molecular function: trace-amine receptor activity. Gene Ontology annotation, cellular component: membrane. The record is from RefSeq and is a predicted model, not a curated record. NCBI's taxonomy places the organism in Eukaryota, Metazoa, Chordata, Actinopteri, Cyprinodontiformes, Cyprinodontidae. The coding region runs from base 1 to 996 and encodes 331 amino acids. The transcript has 2 exons. Gene Ontology annotation, biological process: G protein-coupled receptor signaling pathway.
AUGGAAACUCUUAAUGGAGAGGAACUCUGUUUUCCACAACUCAACAACUCUUGCAAGAAGCAAGUGAAGCAUCAUGUUGAGAAUACUUUACUUUACAUUCUGCUGUCAUGUAUUUCUUUAAUAACUGUGACCUUCAACCUGCUGGUCAUCAUUGCAGUCUCCUAUUUCAGGAAGCUCCAAACCCCCACCAACCUGCUCCUCCUCUCACUGGCUGUCUCAGACUUUCUUGUUGGACUCCUUUUGAUGCCGAUUCAAGUCACAGAGAUUGGAGGCUGCUGGCUUUUAGGAAGCUUUGGCUGUGGAAUGUUUAAUUAUACUGCAUAUAUCAUUACAUCUGCUUCUGUAGGAAACAUGGUGCUAAUAUCAGUGGACCGAUACGUGGCCAUCUGUCAGCCUUUGUCUUAUCCCAUGAAAGUCACUAGAAGAAGGGUUCAAGUCUGCAUUUGUCUGUGUUGGGGAUCCUCUGUGUUCUAUAAUGGUAUAAUACUAAAGGAUAACAUAGAAUACCCAGACAAACAUAACUCCUGCUACGGAGAAUGCGUUUUUUUCAUUGAACUUUUACCAGGGGCCCUUGAUGUUAUAUUAACAUUUAUUGCUCCUAUAACAGUUAUCAUAGUUCUUUAUAUAAGAGUGUUUGUUGUCGCUGUGUCACAAGCUCGGGCCAUGAGGUCUCAUAUUACAGCUUUUACCACACAAGGUUUAGUUCGUUUAACUGCUAAGAAGUCUGAGAGAAAAGCAGCCACAGCUCUUGGUGUGGUUGUGAUUGUGUUUCUGCUUUGUUUCUGUCCUUUUUUUUGCCACUCUCUUUUGGGUGAAAACAUAGAACAUGACGAAAUUGUUUUUGGAAUAUGGCUGCAUUCCUUCAGCUCUAGUAUAAAUCCAAUAAUAUAUUCUCUAUUUUACCCCUGGUUUAGGAAUUCUGUCAAACUCAUUUUAACUCUUCAAAUACUGCUCCCUAACUCAAGUUAUAUAAACCCGAUGGAUAAAAACAUUUAG